AACAAACAUACAUAUAUGAUCAUAAGCCGUACACGUGACAAUCAUCGAGGGAGGAAAUGCUCUGUUAUACACUGGACCUCUUCAUCGUCAUCAGUUCAGAUGAGAUUGAAAUCGAAGCACUCACACAGACAGAACGAAGAUCAAGAAUGGCUCUCGAGGCAUGGUUAAUGGAUGAUAGCAAUGAAGAUCAGAGACUUCCUCAUCAUCCUAACCCCAAAGAGCUCCUCCCUAUGGAUUACUUGGCAGAACUGGGAGUAUUGUACUGGAAGUUGAACCCUGAGAACUACGAGAAUGAUUCCGAGCUAGCCAAGAUUAGAGAUGAAAGGGGUUACGAUUACAUGGAUUUGCUGGAUCUGUGUCCCGAGAAAGUCAGCAACUACGAGGAGAAGCUGAAGAACUUUUUCACAGAACACAUUCACCAGGACGAAGAGAUUCGCUACUGCCUAGCAGGAAGUGGCUAUUUUGAUGUUAGGGACAAGGAUGACCGUUGGAUCCGAAUUUGGAUGAAACCGGGCGAUCUAAUUGUUCUUCCUGCUGGGAUCUACCACCGGUUCACACUCGACACCAGCAACUACAUCAAGCUGAUGAGGCUGUUUGUGGGAGAACCGGUUUGGACACCAUAUAACCGGCCUCAGGAAGAUCACCCGGUUAGGAAGGAGUAUAUAAAGAGCUUAACCCACAAGUUUGGAGAAAGCAUUCAAGCUCAUUAAGCAGAUAGCACUGUGGUGCAUUUCUAUGUAUUGUUUACUCAGUUUUAACAUAUUUGUGCUUUUGUUCAAAUAAAAAGAUAAUAUUCGUCACCUAAAUAGUGAAAGUUGUUAAACUUUUGUUUGUUUAAUUUUACAUUUGAAAUGUAUUUUUAGCA
Raphanus sativus (radish) is the source of this 865-nucleotide messenger RNA. Its product is annotated as acireductone dioxygenase 4. The coding region runs from base 57 to 710 and encodes 217 amino acids. Gene Ontology annotation, molecular function: acireductone dioxygenase [iron(II)-requiring] activity. The record is from RefSeq and is a predicted model, not a curated record. NCBI's taxonomy places the organism in Eukaryota, Viridiplantae, Streptophyta, Magnoliopsida, Brassicales, Brassicaceae. The transcript has 5 exons.